This is a messenger RNA of Styela clava, 5613 nucleotides long. RefSeq lists its product as uncharacterized. Gene Ontology annotation, molecular function: calcium ion binding. The record is from RefSeq and is a predicted model, not a curated record. NCBI's taxonomy places the organism in Eukaryota, Metazoa, Chordata, Ascidiacea, Stolidobranchia, Styelidae.
CCAGGCUAUUUGUAUUGUAGAAUUCCACACGAUGGUGACAAUUUAACAGUCCAUUUCAGGACGUGUGUUUACGCCAAACUAGAAUCUAGCUUGUAAAACCAGUUUGGUAGCUUUGUAGUUUUAGCACCAUACUUUUUCAGCACCAUUAAGUAAGAAAUUACAUCGGGUAGUUGUUAAGUGAAUAUCUUUAGUAUGUAUUAAUAGAGACGUUUUAUUUAACGUCUGAAAGGAAUACACAAAAUAUGGAUAUAUGUUUCAUGUACCUAACUUCUAUAUCUCUUUUGCUGAUUAUGGACAUGACUGAAGCCGUUCCAUGCGGAGAUCCGGGAAGAAUAAUUCAUGGAAACGCAAAAUUCCUAAAGAAUGGAAUGCUUGUGCAAUUUUUCUGUGACCCGGGUUAUCAAACGAUGGGUCCUCCAAUGCUGUCAUGUUCCAGAGGGAAAUGGCGAGGAAAGAAACCUGUUUGUGUCGCUCCAGGAUGUCCCCCAUAUGUUCAGCCAUUAAAUUCAAUGAAAUACGAAAAAAUGAAGGGUGCCGUUGUUCGAUACCAGUGUCAAUCUGGAUUCCGUACGAUUGGCGAAGACGUUAUUUACUGCGAUGGGUUUCACUGGAAUGCACCACCGCCAAUAUGCCAAAAUACUUCUCCCACAACUACAAAAAUAGUUCCUACGAAUCCGCCACAACGUAUUGAAGAAAAUAGAAACAUUUCAACGCAGAUAAACUCAACAGCAAAGUCAUCAAAUUCUAAGCCAGAAUUAGUUGAUAGACAAUAUGUCGAAAAUGUUAAAAUGCAGAAACCGAUUUUCGUCGGACCUUCAGACAAACCUCCAGUUUUUCAUUCCGAGUUUCUGAAAAAACUUGGUUCGAGCGGAGUAUUACCUUUAUACAAAGGCAGAGGAUCAGAAGAAGAUGAUGAAGUCACAGAUAGAACAGAAGAUGUAUCAAGUCGAAUUACUCAAGAACGACAAAUGCCACCACUAAGUAUUCCGGAUUCCCAAAAAAUGGCCCCAACAUCACCACAAGUUUCAUAUAAUUCGUAUGUAUCACAACGCCGUCCCUUCGAGCAUUCACAAGGAAGUUAUAGAAAUUCCUAUGAAUAUCGAAAUCGGUAUAUGCUGCCAAUAAUGUCGCCAGCUGGCCAGUCUCCGAGAUAUCGACCCAUGACGCAUUAUGGAGUCCCACAAUACUACCGUCCCCGAUAUGUACCCAUGCAAACAAGAACAUCGAUCAGGCCAAUACUAUUAAAUAGGGAGGAACAGGGCACGCUGAAAACCCCCAAAUUAAAUCUACAAUCAGGAAUAACGCGCGAGUCAGAAGAUGAGGAGGGAAAGUCACAAAGACAUCCACCAGAACUAAUCCCAAACAGUCGAACUUUGGAUUCGAUCUACGGGAACGUAGUGCGAUCUGUUCCGACGGUGAUUGAAGCGAGGCGUGAUGAGGUACUCCAUAGAUCUGAAGAUAAUAACGGUGGAGGACUAACAAGAGAAGCAACCCAGGGCAGCGACAAUGGAGUACUGGUCCCGGGAAUUAUGCAGAUACCGGAUGAUCUCGCAAGCGACGAAGAACCCCAGACAUCCACUGAAAUUAAAAACUGCCCUCCACCGAGGAGACUGUUCAGAGGAUAUUACACGACCCAACCAAAGCCCAGAGACUACGAAGGAGAUGACUAUCAAUAUUUUGUUGAGUAUCACUGCCUCGUUCGUUUGAAGUUAGUAGGAGGUGAUAGGAAUAUUUACUGCAUGAGAAAUGGAAAAUGGAAAGGAAAAUUGCCAAGAUGCGAAAAAGACGUCAAAUGUCAGCCUGGAUUUAAGGAAGAUUCGUCAGGACGAUGUUCUGAUAUUGACGAAUGUCUUGUUGAUAACGGAGGAUGUCCGCAAUCCUGUGUGAACAUUCCAGGAAGGUUCUUUUGCACUUGCGAAGAAGGAUAUUUUCGUUCCACUGAUGGAACAACGUGUUUGGAUAUCGACGAGUGUAAUGCACCACGAAAGAAAAUUUGCAAUCACGAAUGUUACAACACCCCCGGAUCAUUCUAUUGUUCCUGUCGAGAAGGAUAUUCCCUUAUGAAGCAUGAUAACAGCCUUUGUUUAGAUAUCAACGAGUGUUUGAUUAGUAGCCCAUGUCAGCAACUAUGUAAAAACACGUUCGGAAGUUUUCAAUGUUCCUGCAACCCAGAUUAUCGACUAAACGAAGACGGACUAACUUGCUCAGGAUUGUGCCAACCUGGGUAUGUGAGCCAGCUAGAUACGGACUCUGGCGAAGAAAUUUGUGUUGACAACAACGAAUGCGAAGAUAACGAAGGCCUAGGGGCGUGCCAACAUAUGUGUACAAAUACCGAUGGUUCCUUCUUUUGCUCUUGUUCACCUGGUUACACCUUACAAGACGAUAUGCUAACAUGUGAAGAUACGGACGAGUGUCUUACUAGCAGCCCCUGUCAACACCUUUGUCAAAAUACUCCGGGAAGUUUCCGAUGUGCAUGCAACGUGAAUUAUCGUUUAAACGCUGAGGGAUUGACUUGUUCUGAAGUAUGCCAGCCUGGAUAUGUUAUGAGUGUGAUCGAAGAAACAGGCGAAAAGACGUGUGUUGAUGAAAAUGAAUGCAGUGAACAUGGUGGUCUCGGGAAUUGUCAACAAAUAUGCACAAACACAGAUGGAUCUUACUUUUGUUCCUGCUCACUUGGGUAUAAAUUAAAUGAAGAUAUGCAGACUUGUUCAGAUCAAGAUGAGUGUGAAUCUUCUCCCUGUACGUAUGGUUGCAUCAACAAUGAUGGGAGUUAUACGUGUACUUGCCCAGAGGAUCGCGUUCUUUCUCCAGAUGGAUUUUCGUGCUCGGGUUGCAAAGAGAAUACAUAUAUGGACGGAAACGGAUGUCUUCCAUGUCCACAAAAUUCAGUAACGAAAAAAGCAGGAGGAGCUGACAAAAGCCACUGUUUGUGUUUGCCUGGAUACAGAGGGAGUCCAGAAUUGAACAUAGCAUGUACAGACAUUGAUGAAUGCGAGGACGCAAACUAUGGUUGUUCUCAUAAUUGCGCCAAUACGCCUGGCAGCGUAUCCUGCGAAUGCCCAGACGGAUUCCGACUUGGACCAGACGGGAGAAAGUGCCAAGACAUAGACGAAUGCUCACUGUAUCGGGGAGCGUGUGGAAGAGGUGGAUUGUGCAGCAAUACCGAGGGAGGCUAUAACUGUACUUGCACCAGGGGAUAUAAGAUGGAGUCGAGAAAUUCAAACGUGUGCAUAGACAUCGACGAGUGCCAGACGAAUAAUGGAGGUUGUCAAGUUCAUUGUCAUAAUCUUCGACCGGGAUACAGAUGUUCAUGUGAUAAUGAUUGGCGAUUGAAUCGCGAUGGAAGAAGUUGUAGUCCGUUGAUUGGCGCAUGUCCUAAACUGGAACCUCUUUCCAACGGACGCGUUCUGCCUGAAGCUCCUUGCGUUCAUCACGGCACUGUAACACGGGGAAGAUUCUGCCUCUAUGCUUGUAAUAGUGGGUACAAAAUGGUUGGUGUGAAUAGGCGAAGAUGCGUUGAUAGUGGGUGGACAGGGAAACCGCCCACAUGUAGUCCUGCAGGUUGGUGCCCUCCAAUGGCUAUUCCCGAUGGAGUGAAAGUAAUACCUCCAGCAUGUGCGCAAAACAGCAGCAUGCCUUGGAUGAUGUGUGUCUUUUCUUGCAAAGUAUCCACUCACGUUAUGAAAGGAGGGAGAGUCAUACGAUGCAAUAUAAACCACAGAUGGGAUCACGAGCCGCCGACAUGCGUUGCCAGAAAUCUUACUGCAUCAUCUGAUAAUCCACAAAUUCAGUGUCCGCGAGAUAUUGACGUUGAACUUGCACCAGGGGAAUCUUCUGCAAAAGUUACGCUUCCAAAGCCAGUUACAAACAUGGAGAUUACAGAGCAGAGAAAUGACGGCAGUGAAUCCAGGGAUAUAUUUCCAGCUGGCACAACAAGUGUUAAGUUUACGGCGUAUACUAAUGAUAAGAUACGUCAAGCUUCUUGCGUAAUGCGUGUUCGAGUGAGAGACAGACAAGCACCGAUAAUUCAACAAUGCCCAAGAUCAAUAUCUAUUGAAUCGGCGGAAAAAUUCCCUCAAAUAUCAUGGAAGCGUCCUGUUUUCAGAGAUAAUGUUGCGGUUGAACUAGUGAAGGAAUCAAGAUUUCCACGUGGAAAUAUCACUUGGGGUACUUACAGCGUCUCGUACACUGCCAGUGACGCUGCAGGAAACAUGGCGGAAUGCGCUUUCACUGUCUCAAUUCGACGCCCUAAAAGCUUGCAACAGGCAGGAGCCAUUUCUUGUGGCAGACCAACAGGUCCUAAGAACGGCCAGGCACGUUGUCAAACCUGGGCACGAGGAGUGUAUUGCAUUCCAAGAUGUAAUCCACGGUACGCGUUCCAGAGACGGCCACCAACAUUUGUAUGCGAUAACGACGGUGUUUGGACUCCAGGAAAUGUCAUUCCAGAUUGCAUUGAUGUUCGUUCGAUCGGAGAAAAUAUCCGAAAUCCUGUAACUACACCAACGUUGAGUACAACAACCACAACCACCACCGAGCCAUCUCCCACUCCAACGGAAAUCACCUUGAUAUAUAGUGCUCGUACGUCUUCAUCCCCUACGACCGUUGCAACGCAGUCUCUAACAAGCGCAAGGUAUUCGGAAACAGGCGUACCAACAUUGGCAACUGAAAUCCCGGAAAUUAAAUUUCUGGAAAGACCAAAGUUUUUCUUGGUACCGACAGAGCCUACUACAAGAAUCGAGACAGUAAGCCAGCACCGACCAUCCCCGAUAACACCUGUUUAUAUUACUAACGCCGUUGUACACUACCGCGCAUCACAGCCUCGCCUUAUAAAACUAGCACCUGAGACAAACGAUUGCCCAAGAGGCCAAGUUCCCGAGCAAGAUAGCGAAGGGCGGGAAAAAUGUGUCGAGUGUCCGCGAGGAACUUACAGGCCUCGAAUCAAAUCUGCGGUGAAAUGUCUUUCAUGUUCCCCAGGCUUUUAUCAAGAUAAAACAGGGAUGGGCUAUUGCAGUAGGUGUCCAAAUUACAUUCCCCACGUUCAUACAAGUGCGAUACGUGGGAAUACCAAACUGAUCGGUCUGAAAUCCGUAGAUGACUGCGAGAUGAUUCACCGAAGAAUACAGACGCGAAGUAGUGACAUCGCAGUCAGAAGAGCAUUGGCAAGAAGGAGAAGACUUUUGCGUCAUUGACAAUUGUUUAGUAAAUUCCUGCAGAUGGGACAAUUGAAGACGCAAGUCAUCACUCGAAAGUUCUUUAAAAUUCCGAUACUUUCAUUUCGUAAGGGGACGCGGCGUGAUCCCCAUUGAAGGGACAAAAUAUCUUAUCAAAACGCUACUUUGAAAAAAACUAAAUCAAUUAUAGUUUUGUAUAUAAAUAUACUAUUGUACAGAAGUGCCCAUGUGCGUGUUGAAUGUAAUUUAAAAACACAUAUACGGAUGAUGCUUCUUGAUUUGUGUCCAGCUCCUUGCCAAUAACGAAAUUUCAUUCGAUACCUCGUUAUAGAACAUAGAUCAAUAUGGAACGCUAUAGUCUGAAUUCAUUUUUUAACGUUAAGUCAUAUUAUCUAUUUUUAUUUGUCAAGCAUUUGAGUAUAAGCCUGCUAUUUCAUCUCAA